Molecule: messenger RNA, 7182 nt
Organism: Myxocyprinus asiaticus (Chinese sucker)
Lineage: Eukaryota; Metazoa; Chordata; Actinopteri; Cypriniformes; Catostomidae
Product: regulator of G-protein signaling 21
Exons: 5
Coding region: 5426-5989 (187 amino acids)
Source: RefSeq, a predicted model, not a curated record
CGUCUGUCUGCAACACAAAAAGGAGAGAGAAAUCGGGUGAAUGUAAAAGCGCCCCCCCGCCAAGUGCGGCUUUAACCUGCGUAAAUGCCUGUUGACACUGCUUCGUCCACUGGACCGGGUCUGGAGCUCCCUUUUUAGUGAGAUCAGUCAGUGGGCUGGUGACAUCUGAAUAAUUAGGCACAAAUCUCUUAUAAUAGCCAGCCAGCCCCUGGAACUGUCACACCCCCUUUUUGGUCUUGGGUCUCGGGCAGUCCGCAAUUGCCGCUGUCUUGUCAAUUUGGGGACGCACCUGCCCAUGGCCCAAGUGGAACCCCAGAUACCAUACCUCCACCUGCCCAGUUGUGCACUCCUUGGGGUUUGCUGAGUCCCGCUCGUCGUAGCGACCUCAGAACCGUCCUCAGAUGCUGCAUGUGCCCCUGCCAAUCAUUGCUGUAAAUGAUGAUAUCAUCUAAAUAGGCAGCGGCGUGAGCUGAAUGCGGUCUGAGGAUUCGGUCCAUGAGACGCUGGAACGUAGCCGGGGACCCAAACAAACCGACCAGAAGUGUCAUAAAUUGGUGUAAUCCGAACGGUGUCAAGGGGAUCUGCCAAUAACCCUUUGUCAAAUCCAGUGUCGAAUAAAAUCGAGCAGUGCCCAACCAAUCGAGCAACUCAUCAACGUGAGCAUUGGGUAGGCAUCAAAUUUAGACACCGCGUUGACCUUUCUAUAAUCCACACAGAACCGGACAGACCCGUCGCUUAGGAACCAGAACAACCGGGUUAGACCAAUCACUGUGGGAUUCCUCUAUUACCUCCAUAUCGAGCAUUGCAUCCAAUUCUUCCCGAACUAUCUUUUUUUUGUGCUCAGGCAAUCGGUAGGGACGGCUGUGUACCACUACCCCUGGGCCGGUCUCGAUGUGGUGCUGGUUGAGGUUUGUAUGACCCGGCAGAGGGGAAAACAUGUCUGCAAAUUCCUGUUGCAACUUGGCAACCUCCGCAAUUUGAUAUGGUGAGAGGUGGUCUCCGCAAGUGGGGUGGGGUGAUAUGAUGGUGUUUUGUAUUCACCUCCGGCCCGAGCUCCACCCUCUCUGGAACUACUGUAGCCAGCAUCACAGGGACCUCCUCCCUCCAUAAUUUCAGGAGGUUGUGGUGAUAUAUUUGAUGUGCGCCCCCUCUAUUGGUUCGCUUUACCUCAUAAUCGAGAUCCCCCACUCGUCGUGUGACCUCAAAGGGUCCUUGCCACCUGGUGAGUAAUUUGGAGCUCGAUGUGGGGAGUAAUACAAGUACCUUAUCUCCCGGUGCAAAUUCCCGCAGCUGAGUUCCCCUGUUAUACAGUCGGCUCUGUCGUUCCCCAAGGUGUGGAGUUUUGCUCUAAGAUCAAGAAUGUAUUGAAUUUCAUUCUUACCGGCUGAAGAUCCCUCCUCCCAAGCUUCGUGUAUGACAUCAAUCACGCCGUGCGGGCGCCGCUCGAAUGGGGAAAACCCAGUGGAGGCUUGCGGGACCUCUCGUACUGCAAAUAAAAGGGGAUCGAGCCAUUUGUCCCAAUUUCUAGCAUCCUCGUGCACAAACUUACAAAUCAUGUUCUUAAGGGUUUUAUUAAAUUGCUCCACCAGGUCAUCUGUUUGUGGAUGGUAAACACUGGUGCAAAUUGACUUAAUGCCCAAUAAUUCGUAAAGCUCGCGUAGUGUCCGUGACAUAAAGGUUGUGCCCUGAUCGGUGAGGAUUUCUUUCAGAAUCCCCACCCGGGAGAUUAUUUUUAAGAGUGCCACCGCAACACUACGUGCUGAGAUGCUGCAUAGAGGCACUGCUUCCGGAUAUCGCGUAGCAUAGUCCACUAGGACUAACACAAAGCGAUGUCCGCAUGCUGACCACUCUAAUGGCCCGACGAGGUCCAUGCCAAUUCUCUCGAAGGGGACCUCGAUAAGCGGAAGUGGGCACAAUGGUGCUAUUGGGGUGGCCAGUGGAUUCACCAGCUGACAUUCAUGGCAUGCUGCACACCACAUGUGAACAUCGCCAAUAAAAAUGGGCUAUUAGUCGGUUCAGUAUUUUUAUUUCCCCUAAGUGACCUGCCAUCAGAUUAUAAUGAGCCGCCUGGAAAACAAUUUCCCGCCGGCUCCGCGGUAUUAAGAGCUGGGUUGUAUCUUCUUUUUUGGGCAACCUGCGUCACUCCAUACAACCGCUCAUUUAUAAUUGCGAAAUAGGGAUAUGAAAGUGCGACCCCCACACACGGGGUACUGGCUUUGGUGGCUUUACCCCAAUUAAAGAAAACAGCUUAAGGUGUUUACAUGACCUUACACGUUGUCAGCUUAUAAAGCAAAAUAUUUCUCAGCUGGACAAGAUGUCUUCCAGAGUUUGACCAGCUUGAAUUUCCUCAACUUGGCUGAGAACCAACUGAGGAAACUCCCUCAAACCCUCUUCCACACCUGAAGCAACUUAAGUGCAUUCCAGAAAAUGUACUGUAUAGAAAAGACUCAACUAUAGCUACAAUGACUUCAUAUUCCCCUAUCAUUUACAAGUACUCUUACAUCAACCGUGCAGCAAACCUCCUUUACUCCCUCCUACAGCUGACGAUCUUUAUGUGAAACAAAGAAGCAUAUACCACAAUGAUCCACAUUCUACAAUACAGUUGUCCUGGAUGACAGACCUGAAAUUGUUCACAACAGUCAUUACAAUGGUUGGGUGUACUUGUGGACUGUCACAUCAAUGGGUCCCCUAAAGUGGCUUCAUGAUGGUUUUGUAUAUUGUUCUCUUGGCCACUGGUGUGAUACUCAUUGUGGCCAGUGUACUGUAUAUACUUUGUAUCGGCUUAACAAGGCGAUGUUUUAGGGGCAGUUACUAUGGGAGAUGAUCAGAGAAUAAUGACCAAAGUAGAAAUUUAGAAAGAGCUCAGGAAUUUUUCUGUAUAUAUGCAGGUAUGUAUCUGUCUGUCUGUAUACACACAAUAUUGUUCUUCUGUACCUCCUGAAUCCAAGUCAUGAAUUCUUGCAGAUGCUUUGGCUACAACAUACUAAUUUGAUUUAUGUGCUCUAUGAUUUUCACUGGCAGCCAAACGUUUGGAACAAUGUACAGAUUUUGCUGUUUCGGAAGGAAAUUGGUGCUUUAAUUCACCAAAGUGUUAUUCAACUGAUCACAAAGUAUAGUCAGGACAUUACUGAUGUAAAAAACAGCACCAUCACUAUUUGAAAAAAGUAAUUUUUGAUCAAAUCUAGACAGGCCCCAUUUCCAGCAGCCAACACCUUAUCCUUGUGUAAUCAUGCUAAAGUUCUAAUUUGGUACUAGAAAAUCCCUUGCCAUUAUAUCAAACACAAUUGAAAGCUAUUUGGUUCAUUAAAUGAAGCUUUACAUUGUCUUUGUGUUUGUUUUUGAGUUGCCACAGUUUGCAAUAGACUGGCAUGUCUUUAGGUCAAUAUUAGGUCAAAAAUGGCAAAAAAAAAAAAAAAAAAAAAGCUUUCUCUAGAAACUCAUCAGUCAAUCAUUGUUUUGAGGAAUGAAGGCUAUACAAUGCUUGAAAUGGCCAAAAAACAGAAGAUUUCAUACAAAGGUGUACACUACAGUCUUCAAAGACAAAGGACAACUGGCUCUAACAAGGACAGAUGUACAACUAAACAAGAGGAUAAGUAUAUCAGAGUCUCUAGUUUGAGAAAUAGACACCUCACAUGUCCUCAGCUAACAGCUUCAUUGAAUUCAACCUGCUCAACACCAGUUUCAUGUACAAAAGUAAAGAUAAGACUCAGGGGUGCAAGCCAUAUGGGAAGAAUUGCAAAGAAAAAGCCACUUUUGAAACAGAAAAACAAAAACAAAAUGUUAGAGUGGGUAAAGAAACACAGACAUUGGACAACAGAUAAUUGGAAAAGAGUGUUAUGGGUUUUUACCCCAUUGAGAUUUUGAGGGAUCAGGUAGACUGUAAGGUGCGUGAGAAGACAUGACAGCCACAUCUAUGGCAAGUGCUACAGGAAGCGUGGGGUGAAAUGUCAUCUGAGUAUCUGGACAAACUGACAGCUAGAAUGCCAAAGGUCUGCAAAGCUGUCAUUGCUGCACAUGGAGGAUUUUUUGAUGAGAACUCUUUAAAGUAGUUUAAGUUCUGAACAUUUUAUUUUACUUUUUUCAAAUUGUAAUAGUAAUUUUUCAUGUUAUUAAUGUCCUGACUAUACAUUGUGAUCAGUUGAAUGCCACUUUGGUGAAUAAAAGUACCAAUUUCUUUGCAUAUGAGCAAAAUCUGAACAUUAUUCCAAACUUUUGGCCGCCAGUGUAUGAAUGUUCAAUUUUACGAUUGAGUUGCUAAUCUAUGACCAUGUGUAAAAUAUUUUAUGUAAUCAUUCGUUUAUACACACAUUCAAAGUGAUUCAUUCACAUUUCCUUUUAAACACAUGAGUUGACCUUGCUGCAAUUUCCAGUGCUUUAUCUUCAAAACUGGACACACCCUUGGUUGUAAGCAUAAGACCAGAUAAAAUGUUUCUGUGCCUAAAGAGUGUUGCACUGUCAUGGAUGCCACCUGGUGGAUGAAAAGCAUAGAGCAGAAGUUAUGAAGCAAAACUGCAUAUGCUGACAUGUUUAAAGUAUACCAUGUUUUGAAUUUAUUCUGAGAACAAUAAAUGGAGAAUAUAACAUAAAAUAAUAAAAUGUAAAUAGUUUCAAAUGGCUCAUAUGCACAGUUAACAAUACCUCUUGUCUACCAUGUGUGGUUAAACUCAUGGCUCUGCUGUUAAGAUUACUUACAUUCUUCAGCAUACACAGCAAACACUGUGAUAUGCCAAGCACUAUUAUCAGAUUCAUGCCACUCCCACAUGAGUAAUCAUACGACUCAGCAAGCCAAAACUUGACGUUAUCUGUAACUCUCGAAACUCAAAACAGUCUAUUGAGAGGGUGUCAUUUUUCUGUAGCUGUGGUUCAUCCGCAAAUUACAACAUUAACAGGAUGUGAUUGGUUCAAAGUUUGACUCAAGGUUUAAGAGUUUGAAACAUGUGUAAAAUUACUUUUAGGCAUAGAGGAAAAUGGAAAUAUGUGACCAAGUUGUAUUAUCACAUUACAUAAUUAUAAAGUUUAUAGAGUAAUUCUCCGCUAUAAAGCAAAUUAGAAAUCUGGCCUAAUACUAUGAUACACUUUUUAUGAAAUGUUUUCCUUGAAAAAUUGUGUUUGUGCUAAUUAUUAAAAAUAAAUGUCACUGGUUUGAUAUUUUGCUAUAAAAUGCAAAGAUAUUCAUACAUUUUUAAGUGUAGCUAGGUGCCCACAUAUUGUUGGGGCCUACUGUAUAUGAAUCACUGACAGCAGAAGGAAGACUUUGUAGUGACAUUGGCAUCCAGAGAUUUGUGUGAACAUGUUUAGGUAUCACAACAUCUCACUCUGUCUGCCUUCCGACGAUAUAUACGGAGAAUAGAGGGGAGUAGUGUCAAAAACAUGAACUCGCAAAGAAAGCCUGGACAAUUCUAGAAAAAAUAUCACCCGCCACUCCAUGAUGCCUAAACUUCUUUGCUCGAAAAUUAGGAUCUACGAGUUCAAUGAUAUAAUUUGGAACAAGAAACAUCCAAAAACACUGGAUGUUCAGUUGAGCAGAAAAAAGCAGAAAAAAACAUUUUUGAUCCGGAAAAAGAGCUCUGACAUCUCUGAUUACAAAUUACAUGACCAUUCGACACUUGGACUAAAGCUUACUGAUCUGCUGGAAAAUAAAGACUACCUGGCUGCCUUUCAUUCAUUUCUCCAGUCUGAGUUUAGUGCGGAGAACAUUGAAUUUUGGCAAGCCUGCAGGGAAUACAAGCAGAUGACUUCGCCUUGCAAACUCUCUAACAAAGCAGCAGAAAUCUAUGAAAAAUUUCUACAUCCUAUGGCUCAAAAAGAGGUCAACAUUGACUAUCACACUCGAGAGAAGAUCAAAAAAUCCUUGAUGAAGCCUGACCUCACUUGUUUCAAUGAAGCAGAGACACAUAUAUACAGACUAAUGGAGGAAGACUCCUGCCCAAGGUUCCUCAAGUCUGAGGCCUACCAGAACCUGAGAAACACAUCCAGGAACCCAAUGUAGACCUGCCAUCAACAACUAAUUUGCAGACAAGAAAAAAAUAUAUUUCUUAACAAGCACCCAGACAGAAAGGACAGAGAGGACAUAUGCACGUGGUUUAGGGGAAAUGACUGUGGAGAACAGAAAGUGUGUGGUGUGCAGUGUUGACUUCAUUGCUUUUGAGUGAUAAGAUGAACAAGAGACAUAAAAACAUCACUAAAAAUUUACAGUAAUAGGAAAUGGUCUAAAAUGAAGAUAAAUUUCAUGGUUUGGGAGAUGAGAACGGGUGCCUUUUCCAUUUUGAAAUGUACAUAUCUGUAAGAUUAAACAAUCUCUGACAAAUAAUGUGUUGAUAAAUUGCAUUGUGCCAUCUCAAGCUAAAUUAACUAAAUUAAUACAUUUUAACACAUAUUGGGAUAUAAUUAUGCCUUCACAAAGGUAAAAAGAUAAUUAUUUAGAAAGAUAAUUUAAUAAUAAUUUUUUAAUUUAAUAUAUUUGUAUAUGAGGAACAAAUAGUAACUGUUUUGUAGAAUGACCAAGACAAAAUAAUGUACACUGAAAAAAAGUUUAAAAUUUAAAAUGUUGUCUCUACUCAAAUAUUUUGUGUAGGGAAAACCUAAAUGAAUUGAGUUAACCUAACUUAAAAUUACAUCUGUUCAAAUAACUCUAUUGAACCUUGCAGCUAGUUGCUAGCUAGCAACAAAUGCAUUAGCAUAUUAUAUAUACUGUAUAAUAUGCAACACAUAUUAUUCACAUUACCCCAACAUAAUUAGAUUAAGUGAACAUAGAUGGAUUGUACACAAUGAAAUCGAGUUAAGAUCAAAUGUAAAGAAUUGUGUUGCAUAAGCUUAUUUUAAAUAAGUUAAAUGAGCUAGUAAAAUGAUUGUACACAGUGAAAUUGAGUUGAGACCAAAUGUUAAAGAAUUGUGUUGCUGUAGCUCUUUUUAAAUAAGGUAAUUGAGCAAGCAGUAAACAUCACAUUGAGUGAACACUAUCCGAAUCCAUUUGAAAAUUUCACAGCAAUGUGAUAUCACUUUUUGAUGACUGUGCUGAACAUCACUUGGACUUUACACAAUAUAAAUAUGUUCUCAUCUCAAACAUAAAUGUAUUAAGUCGAUUUCAAGUGUACUGGUUUAGUAUUUUCAUUAGAGCUGCUUUCCCUUUUUUCAGUGCAUGAUGUCAUUGUUUUGACCCACAAUUAAACUUUUAGAACGGUU